Acanthoscelides obtectus is the source of this 1418-nucleotide messenger RNA. Lineage: Eukaryota; Metazoa; Arthropoda; Insecta; Coleoptera; Chrysomelidae. The record is from the annotation of a GenBank genome assembly.
AAACAUGUUUCUUUAAGGCUAGAUUUUCAUACAGGAUCUUGGUAGCUUACUCAUUAGUCAGUAUUGUCAUUUUGAUGUAAGUCAUGAAGGCAUAAAACAAUGCUUCUUAAAGUAUUUUUGGUCUUGAUAACAGUUUUUUCUGCUCUCGAAAUCGAAGCUUUAGGUAGUGACUCCAGAAACGACGAAGGCAAAAUAAACGUGGUUCUAUUCUUCUCGAAUGGAGAUUCCCCUGCAAAGUCUCAAAGUGGUGUGCAGCGCUUGGGCUUGGAAGAGAAAACUAGAGUAAAAUUUAAUUCUAUCCCCCAUCGAGUCCACCCUUACGUGGCUCAAAGAAAUACUCAAAAUUGCAAGGAGCUCUUGAGAAAUGGUAUCCAGUCUUUAGUCCAUUUUUGUCAGACUGCACUUGGGAUGAAGUCAGCUGUUGCAUCGGUAUCUAUCCAUGAAAUAACGAAAGAUAUCAGUGCACAAGAGGCUGAAGUACCACACGAAAUUCGCGUACGACAAACCUCGAUGAAUAGAUUUCAAAGGCAGUUUGUGAGAACAGACCCAAACAACAGAGGGCUGAGACGUAUACAAAAAGCCCAUUUGAAAAAUAUAGUCACUUCUCCGGCUCACAAAGAGGUUUUCAAAAUCAGAGUUAGAAGAAACGCGUUAAACGGUAAUAUCGAAAGAAAAAUGCAUCCAAUUAGAGAUAUAAAUCUAGAGAAGUCAAGAGACGGUCACGCAUGGGAUAUUUUCGAUGUUAUGCAGCAUGUGAGGUAUUCCUUCUUUGGGAAACUUUUCGAAGACGAAAUCAAGAAAAAUGAAUUUAGCCCUUCUGUACAGAAAGGAAUGGAAUCGAUGAAACUACCGAAACUUGAUCCAGGUCUAUUUGAGACUGUAAAGUCUACUUUGAGCAGUCUCCAGGAAACUUCAGACCCAUUUUUGAUGGUCAUAUUUGGCGGACACCUUUCUGAGAUUGGUGAUCCUCACAGUGCCCUGGUUCAAAGCGUUAAACACGUGACAGAAUCUACGAAUCCUGAAAACACUUUGAUAGUCCUAACAACAUCAUGUCCAGAAACCAGCGGCGCGGAUCAUCCGGAAGUUAUUCAGAUCGACGAAAAUCCUGCUCUAAAGCAUCAACGGUGCCAGGAUUUUCCUGUUUUCGCUAAAGGUCCGAAAAGCGAUAAAUUGUCUUAUGUAGCAGAAUUGCACGAAAUACCAGCGGCGGUAAAAGAUGCCUUGCAAGAAAUAUCGCCGAAUUUCGGAGGAAACCAAGAAGGCGAGCCCAGAAAUAGGAGAAGUGUAUUAAGCGAAGCCCUUAAGACCGAGAAAAGUUCUGCAAAUUACGUCAGGCCUAUCAGUUUUGGUACAAUGAUAUGUCUAACAUACGCACUUUUCUUUAACUGAUUCAGCCAAUAAAAUAUUAGUAGUGAACA